GGAAGUGGGCGGUGGGCAUGGGCAUGGGCAUCCCCUACUCCGCGAUGUGUCUGCUGCCCUGCCAGCUCCCCCAGCCUCUGCCCCUGUUGAAAGCCGAGUGCCACCCCCUAGGACGUGUGGUUUCUGUGGAGCUGGGGGAGACAGGGCCUCCGGGCCAUCAGGCUGCUGCCGUGGUUUGCCCCGUGCUGUGCAGCAGCUCGGCCAGCGCCCUGGUGCGGCGCGGCCCGCAGCGGACGCGGGGGCUCCAGCGCGCCGGCUGUGGGGAGUGCAGCGCGCAGCCGUCCCCACGUUCAGGAGCCCCCGUCUCUGCCCGCAGACUCCCCGAGCACGACGAGGCACCCGCCUUCCUCCUGGAGUGCGACCGCGCGGUGCUGGGCGCGCUGCAGAGACACCUGGCGCUGUACAAGAUCCGGCGGAAGGUCGCGGUGGAGCCGCGCCCCGAGCUGCGCGUGUGGGCUGUGCUGCCCCGCACCGCGGAGGAGGCCGGCGGGGCUGCGCCGCUGCGGGAGCGGGCCGAGGGGGCCACCGUCCUCACCCGCGACCCCCGGACCGCCCGCAUGGGCUGGCGGCUUCUCACCCAGGACGAGGGCCUGGCCCUGGUGCCCGGCGGCCGGCUGGGAGACCUCCGCGACUACCACCGCCACCGCUACCAGCAAGGCGUUCCCGAGGGGAUCCAUGAUCUGCCCCCAGGAGUGGCCCUGCCCCUGGAGUCCAACCUGGCUUUCAUGAAUGGUGUCAGCUUCACCAAGGGCUGCUACAUCGGUCAGGAGCUGACGGCCCGCACCCACCACAUGGGCGUCAUCCGCAAGCGCCUCUUCCCGGUGCGGCUGUCGGGCCCUCUCCCGGCCGGCGGCGUCAGCCCUGGCACCUCGGUGCUCACUGCGUCCGGGCAGGCAGCCGGCAAGUACAGGGCAGGCCAGGGGGACGUGGGCCUGGCCUUGCUGCGGUCAGAGCAGAUCAAGGGCCCUCUCCACAUCAGGACCGCUGAGAGUGGCCAGGUGGCCCUAACUGCCUCCGUGCCGGACUGGUGGCCCACAGCCACCAAGUAGCUCUGGAGCUGCCAGGGGCCGCGGAGGGCCCUGUCCAUCUGCUGCGCUCUGCAGGCUGGCCCCCACUUCCCACGGUUGUCUGGUUAAUGCAUACACCCCCCAGAGGCCCCCCAGUGUCGUGGGCCUCCCAGGCUGCGGGCAUCGUGGGUGUGCAGCUAUGGCCCGGACGUUUCCCACAGAGGGUCUGAUGCCCAGCUCGGGCUGUCCUCUCCCGGCCGCCCUGUGGCCGGGAGGGGCAGGAGCCCUCCCGCAGCGUGGGGGUGAGGACAAGCAGGCCCUGCACCUGCUUCUGGGCUGAGCUGAGCUGCAGCUUCUGCCAGAUGAGGAUGGACAAGACCCCAGCCGUCCGGGUUUAGAGGGUGUUCAGCCACCCGCCCAGGACAAGCACAGUCCAGAGCCUUGCCCCUGGGCUGCCUGCACCCGUCUCCCAUCUGGGCUUGGCUGAAAGGACAGGUGGGCCCUGGGAACUGCCUUACCAUGUGCAGGCUGUGGGGGGCCCCGCCAGCAUUUCAGGUGGGGUCCCCACCUGUGCUCCGUGGUCUCGGCAGCAUGCGCCCCACCCCCGGGGCUGCUCAGGGUGCGGGGAGGAGCUUCUGCUUGGUUUCCUUGCUGCUGGUUUGAGAUGUUGCUGUGUCCUGACAGCUGACUCCCCCCUCUUUAAACCACUGACUUCUAUUGUCCUCUGCAGUGUGAACCUCAUGCUUACAGGGUGUCCCACUUGAUGCUCCGGGCCGGCUAUUAAAGCGUGACCCA
This is a messenger RNA of Neomonachus schauinslandi (Hawaiian monk seal), 1802 nucleotides long. RefSeq names its product iron-sulfur cluster assembly factor IBA57 (gene IBA57). Gene Ontology annotation, molecular function: protein binding. The record is from RefSeq and is a predicted model, not a curated record. The annotation marks the transcript as partial. Gene Ontology annotation, cellular component: mitochondrial matrix. The transcript has 3 exons. Lineage: Eukaryota; Metazoa; Chordata; Mammalia; Carnivora; Phocidae.